CAGCAAAGUUUCCUCCACGUUUUUCCGGGUUUCGCUGGAUGUCAAGUUUCCUGUGUCGCCCUGUAGCCAUCACACUCUGGUGAGGCAAACACACCAUGGACGAGCAAACGAGGCACCGUUAGUUUGCAAGACACGUCUGCUGGUGGUCUUAUCUCCUGAAACCCCCCUCGCUGGUCCCACUGCAGCGAUGUCGAGAGAAAACACGACCCGGAGUUUGGACAGUAUAGACCUCGCUGCUCUACGAGAUCCAGCUGGUAUCUUUGAGUUGGUUGAGGUGGUUGGAAAUGGAACGUACGGGCAAGUCUACAAGGGUCGUCAUGUCAAGACGGGCCAACUGGCAGCUAUCAAAGUCAUGGAGGUCACAGAGGACGAGGAGGAGGAGAUCAAACUGGAGAUCAACAUGCUGAAGAGCUACUCGCACCACAGAAACAUCGCCACCUACUACGGAGCCUUCAUUAAGAAAAGUCCUGCGGGCCAGGACCACAACCUCUGGCUGGUGAUGGAGUACUGUGGCGCGGGCUCAGUGACCGACCUGGUGAAGAAGACCAAAGGAAACAGCUUCAAGGAGGACUGGAUUGCCUACAUCUGUCGGGAGGUGCUCAGGGGUCUCACCCAUCUCCAUGCCCAUCACGUGAUCCAUCGAGACAUCAAGGGUCAAAAUGUUCUGCUGACUGAGAACGCAGAGGUCAAACUGGUGGACUUCGGGGUGUCUGCCCAGCUGGACAAGACGGUGGGCCGCAGGAACACCUUCAUCGGGACGCCCUACUGGAUGGCGCCCGAGGUCAUCGCCUGCGACGAGAACCCCGACGCCACCUACGACUACAGGAGUGACCUCUGGUCGCUGGGCAUCACCGCUCUUGAGAUGGCGGAGGGGGCUCCACCGCUGUGCGACAUGCAUCCGAUGAGAGCUCUGUUUCUGAUUCCCCGAAACCCCCCUCCCAAACUCAAGACCAAGAAAUGGUCCAAGCGCUUCCUGUCGUUCGUCGACCGCUGCCUGGUGAAGAACCACACGCUGCGGCCCAGCGCGGAGGCCCUGCUGCGGCACGCCUUCGUCAAGGACCUGCUCAACGAGAGGCAGGUCCGCAUCCUGCUGAAGGACCACCUGGACCGCACCCGCAAGAAGAGGGAGAAGGAGGGCCCAGAGUAUGAGUACAGUGGCAGUGAGGAAGAGGAUGAAGAGCCGGCAGAGGAAGAGGGUGAACCCAGCUCCAUAGUGAACGUUCCCGGGGAGUGGACGCUGAGGCGGGAGUUCCUACGGUUACAGACCGAGGGCCGGGAAGGGGCCCGGGAAGGCGGGGGCCCAGCAGGAAGUGGGGCCCAGCAGAGACACCAACAGCAGGCUCUGCAGCAGCAGAGGCAGCAGCUCGCCGAGCAGGAGCGCUACAAGCAGCAGCUGCUGGCCGACCGACAGAAGCGCAUCCAGCAGCAGCACGAGCAGCGGCAGAAGCUGGAGGACCAACAAAGGCGUCAGCUGGCGGACACGGCUUUCCAGUGGGCGGAGCUUCAGGAGAUACUGUUGGGGGAGGAGUCGGAUCUCCGCGACAACCGGAUCUUAUUGGACGAGAGGAACGGCGGGAAGAGCGAACGGAGACAGAGACCCCCACCUCCAAGCCAGCAGCUGCAGCCUCCACCCCGGCAGGCUCCUGGCCCCCAGCGCCGGGACCAGCCCCCCCAGCUCCUGCACCCCCAGCGACCCCCGCCCCAGCACCUCCCGCACCCCCAGCACCAGCAGCCGUCGGCGGGCCGCAGGUCGCACCGCACCCUCCCCAAGGACCAGACCCAGCUGCUGUCCCUGCAGCACGACCACCGCCACCGCGAGCGGGAGAGGGAGCGCGAGCGCGAGCGGCACAGGGAGCGGGAGCGCGAGCGGGCGAGAGAGAGGGAGCGGGAGAGGGAGCGACCGGCGCCCGGCGCCCAGAAGCUCGCUCACGGCGGCGCCCUGCUGCCCGUCGCCAAGCUGCUGCCUAGCUGCCCCGCCAGCAGCCAGCGCCGCGUGAUGGAGCUCCAGGAGGCCAACCUGGCCAGGCUGCUGUCGGCGGCCGGUCUGCCAAGAGAGAUGCACUCUCGGAUGGGAUCCGGGAGCAGCUCGAGCCCCUGCACCCCAGCCAUGCAGAGAGCACACUUCAACCAGAAUGCUAAUCUGCGCUCCAGCCGGGACGCCCCCCACAGCAGCUCCAUGUCGGACAUGGCCAUCUCCCCUCUCGCCCCGUUCCGCCCAGCCGUCGCACCCGUCGGCCCCGUCUCCCCCACGCUCGACACCGUCUUCUGGGAUUCUCAUAAGCCCCCCAAGGUUCCUGAACGCACUACUUCCAAGUUCUACUGUAAGGAGCUGGUUAUGGGACACAAGAGGACAUCUUCGAGUGGCAGUCCUGUAUUUGCGGAAAAGUUGACCUGGACGGUAUCGCCGGGGGGCUCCAGCAACCAUUCAGGUUACUUUAACCUGGAGAGCCCCCUCCUGCAGCAGCGUCUGCAGCAGCAGAGGAGACCGCAGGACGGCUCCCCCGGUGGACCAGCUCAGGGUAUACGACCCUCUGCUGGGCGGCACAACAAGGUGGCAGAAUACUCUUCGUCAAGCGACGAGCUGGGCAGCAGUGACGAAGAGGAGAGCACCAGGUCUGCCCUGUCCAACGGGCAAGGCCGACAUUUCCGAGGGAUUCCCGACGGCAUUGUACUACAACCUCACCACAACCUCAACCAGAACGUCGCGCGGGGCCCAGAUGACACGUACAUGCUGCCGGACCUGCUGCAGAAGACCCACCCCCCGUCGGGCCCCGGGGGGCCGGACCCCCGCGCCCAGCAGCAGCAGCAGAGGGACCUGGCCUACUCCCAGUCCCCCACCGCCGUACGCCCCCCCCAGCACCCAGAGCCCGCCCCCGGCAGCCCCACUGCUAAGAGCCCCUCCUCUCCCCUCUCACCUUUCAUCGACCCCAGGCUGCUGCAGUUAGCCCCGCCCUGCAGCCCCACAAGCAGCAGGCCUGAGCCAAUCAGAAGGCAAAACCACAGGAAGGGCUCUGUGGUGAACGUGAACCCCACCAACAUCCGCCCACAGAGUGACACGCCCGAGAUCCGCAAGUACAAGAAGAAGUUCAACACCGAGGUCCUCUGCGCCGGCCUCUGGGGGGUGAACCUCCUGGUGGGGACCGAGAGUGGCCUGUGGCUUCUGGACCGCAGUGGCCAGGGCAAGGUCUACUCCCUCAUCAGCCGCCGGCGCUUCCAGCAGAUGGACGUGCUGGAGGGCCUCAACGUCCUCAUCACCAUAUCAGGGAAGAAGAACAAGCUGCGGCUUUACUACCUGUCGUGGCUGAGGAACAAGAUCCUGCACAACGACCCCGAGGUGGAGAAGAGGCAGGGCUGGACGUCGGUGGGCGACCUGGAGGGAUGUGUGCACUACAAAGUCGUGCGGUACGAGAAGAUCAAGUUCUUGGUGAUUGCGUUGAAGAGCGCGGUGGAGGUCUACGCCUGGGCUCCUAAACCCUACCACAAGUUCAUGGCCUUCAAGUCCUUCUGCCCGCUGCCCCAGAGACCCCUGUCCGUUGACCUGACGGUGGAGGAGGGUCAGAGGUUAAAGGUCAUCUACGGAUCACUGUCGGGCUUCCACGCCAUCGACGUGGACUCUGGAACGCCGUACGACCUCUACCUGCCCACUCACAUCCAGGGCUCCAUCUGUCCCCACGCCAUCAUCAUCCUGCCCAACAGCGCCGGUACGGAGGUGCUGGUGUGCUACGAGGACGAGGGCGUCUUCAUCGACACCUACGGCCGCAUCACCAAGGACACGGUGCUGCAGUGGGGAGAGAUGCCUGCGUCCGUUGCCUACCUGCAGUCCAACCAGGUGAUGGGCUGGGGGGAGAAGGCCAUUGAGCUAAGGUCCGCCAACACAGGGAACUUGGAAGGGGUCUUCAUGCACAAGAAGGCCCAGAAACUUAAGUUCCUGUGUGAGAGGAACGAUAAGGUCUUCUUCGCAUCAGUUCAAUCGGGAGGCAGCAGUCAGAUCUAUUUCAUGACCCUUGGACAGAACUCGCUGUUUAGCUGGUGACACCUGGAUCGACCAAUCCAGGAUCGGCCGGCGAUGCCUGGAUGUGCACCGCCAAGACUGCUUGGUAAUGACUGGGUCUGACGUUGAAGGACGGAUGAGUAAUGCUUGGAUCUGCCGCUCCUAAAUCGGCUGGAAAUGCCUCGACCUCCCAACCCAGGAUCAUUUGGCGAUGUCCCUGUCUAUUCGACCUGGUUGAUUUGAUCAAUCCAUCAACCAUCUACAACUUUUGCUUUCUGGAGUUAAGCUUUUUUUUGUUCAACCCAACCUGCCAGGAUUUAAACGUUAUUGAUUCGAAGAAGAGCUCUGUCUCUACAACACACAUGCCUCCAUCAUCGGUGACUCGACCCUGGACUGAUGGUGGUCAAGGCAACAGGAAGUCCACUGAAUCUGACCGUUUGUUCUGUCGUCUGCUAGCGAUGCCUGGAUCCUCCAGGAGCUCUUCGUUAGCAGAAAAAGCUAUCGCUGCAUUUAUCUAGAUACCUUGGACACUUCAACACCUUCUUCAGUUGGUCUUUAAAAAUUGACCACCUCCCCAUUGUAAGGCGUCUACUGGGAAUGUCGGGGAAAAUUACGGGGCUUCUUUGCAAAUUAAUAUCAAUUUUACUGGAUAACAUAUAUAUUUUUUUAUGUAAUUCAACCUGCUCCUUCUCAUCUGGUGUGUUGUCUUGUCUCAAACAAUUCAACCAUUUAAUCAUUUUGUCGAUAUUUUCCAUUCUGAUGGAAAGGAUUGUGUAGAUUUAGUAAAGUGAUCAUACAAAAAUCAGUGUUAUUAUUGAUGCCUACCUGUAGAUGUCCGUUCCUGGUAUCAUUACAUUCAAUUCCCUGGUAUCAUAACCUUUAGUUCCCUUGUAUCAUAACCUUCAGUACCCUGGUCUCAUUACCUUCAGUUCUCUGGUCUCAUUACCUUCAGUUCCCUGGUCUCAUUACCUACAGUUCUCUGGUAUCAUUACCUCCAGUACCCUGGUCUCAUAACCGUCAGUUCCCUGGUAUCAUAUAGGCCUGGAUAGGAUAGGCAUUCUCCAUAAGCAGAUUAGUAAAUUGUUCUUACAGACAAUACAAUCAACAUUAACUGAAUAGAUAUCUAUAAGGUGACCAAACUUGGUUUGAAGCAUGAGGUAUAUCUGGUUGAAUCACUGUAUGUAAAUGAGAAGAAACUUAAAAAGGUUUUGGUCGGAUAUUAUGCAUAUUCUAAGAAGGACUUUCAUUUUUAUGCCUGUAUGUGUCAUGUAUGUUUGUUUUCUCUCCUAACUUGAAGAAUUACUAUUGACAAAGCCUAAUGAGAUAACAUAUGUAUAUAAAGGUGAAUUAUAUUUGUAAUAAAGUAUGACUAUGCUGCUCUUAAUGCCAUUUUGAAAAGAGCAAUAUCAAUAUAGUGAUUCAAAUGUAUUGACAUAACUGAAACAUACUUAGCGAUGUGGUCUUUGGUUUUCUGAAGGUUUGUUUUGCUCCUCUAUUCAUUCAUACCCAAUGUUAAAUACGAAGGACUUUUCUGCCAUAAACAUUCAAUUCUAUCCAUUUAAUUCAGUGAUUUUCCUUAAAUAGCUGCAUAACGUAACAUCAACUAGUAUUUUCCUCACUUUCCUCAGAAAGUACAGCCUCAGUGAAUGGCCAACAUUAAUAUUUUAUAUUCAGCGUUAGACCUUCUAAUGUCUUAUUGUUUAACAUUUUUCCUAUUACGUGAGCCAAUUAUAUUUUUCUGAACAAGGAAAUCGUUAAUUACAUCUUCAUGUAUUUACAAUACAAACGUAAUGACAUGAGGCAGAUUUUAUUGUGAUAGUACUAACUAGUACUGAUUACUAGUACUAACUACAAGCCCAAUCAUUGGGACCAGAAUAAAUGUCUGCAUGCUAGCCUGCAGCUCUUAACAUCGUUUAUACAACAGUCUUUUGCUUUAGUGUAUAUAUACUCAUAAAUUGCACUAUUUUAUAGAGAUUUUAUAAGCAGCCAGCUAUACUCGUCAACAAGUCAUUUCCCAAAGUCGAUUUCACACAAAUGAUUGCAGUUGGGAACCAAAGCAUGUAUUUUCUACAACUGAUUAUACUUCACCACAGAGGCAUAUAGUCCUGACCACAGAGACUGAUGUUCCCCGGUCAUGCCCAGGUUCUUAGAAAUGCAUGGAUUCUGUCUGAGGGUUUGACAUUCCCUCUUAGCCGGCCGCUUUAAACAAAGGCCUCAUUAUAUAUUUCCUGUGAUCGAGCCAAUCGUCUAAUUUCAAAGAGUGGGGCAGAUAUACAGUGUGGGCUGAAUGGAAAGUAAUCAGGGUUUCAUAAUUAUUACGUGUAUAUAAACAUUAGUAUCAUUAUGGUUAAAAUUGAAUCUUUAUCCUUGAUGUGCGUUUAUUAUUUUACGGUAGGUCUACAAAUCGUUCGAUAACAGAAUAAACCCCUUUCUAAUUUGAGUAUAUAUCAAUAUUGACAGAGGUUUAUCUAGCUAAAACUAGUUCAAACUUACAUUAUAUAGAAUGAACCUCAUUGAAAUCAUUAAAUUGCUGUGCUUACCUUGCAGAGGUCAACGAAUACUAUGAAUGUGUUCAGUAAGGGUCACAAAAUUUGCCCAAAAAGACAGUUUGGUUGAAAAUGUGCGUGUACAGGGCAGAGUUAAAAAUAAGAUACAUGCUAGAUAUUGCUUGAUUGGAACUCAAAAGAUUAUGUUGACCUAUAAAUUUGAUACAUUUUACACUUCAAUGCCAUCUCUCACUUCUUCAUUUGCCAUAUGUUUUGUUUAUCUUUUAUGAUUCCGUGGUAGUUUUUCUUUAUUUAAUUAGUUUCCAGAUGGUUAAGGGGUCUGAAUGCAUGGGGUUUUAAAACCAUGAAAGUUAUUUCAUUGAGACUGCUCUUGCUUUAAACAUACUCUUAACAUUGGGACAUGUUGCUUCAAGAUUACUUAUUUAUACCUGCUGAGGAAAUUGCAUCGCUUUUUGAAACUAGCUGUCUGAUUGCUUUGGAUUACAAAAACCACCAUCCUGUGUUGUUUUUGGUCAGCGUCAGCUGACUGUAUUUGAUAGUGUUAAAUUCUAACCGAUUGAUGAUAUACUAAGUCAAUAUUAACUUAUUGCAGCUGGUUCUGUGACAGUAUAUAGAACGGGAUAUGUUUUAAUACAUCUUUAAUCUUGAUUGGUUGUAGUCAAAAGGAUCACUUUGUCAUUCAUCCCCUGAGAUGAGUAUCUCGUCACCGUGACAAUGUUUCAUUCAUGUGUUUUGAUGAUGUAAUCAUUUGUGUUUCCCUUCUAUUGCAACAAAAGUCAUAAAUGGUCAACUUCAAUUCUUCUAAUCUUUUAUCUUUGCAAAUGGGCUGUGUGAUUGGAUAUCAAUGAUCAUCACGCUGUUCCUUCCAGGGUUUGAGUUUCUGAUCCAUCUGUUGGCUGGAAACUCUGGAAGUAAUCAUUCAAUCACCAACAAACCACAGCUACCUCUAGCAUCAGAGUCCAUUUUUCAAAUCUUAGAUCAAAUCAAACCCCAGCAACAACAGAGCGAUCUUGGGUGUAACACAUGCUAUCGCUGUCCUCUGAUUGGUUGAAGGGACUGAGAGACCAUAUCACUCUUCGGAGUGUGUAGAGCAGUUGGCCAUUGUCCCUUUGUAAUUUGUAGUAUCAGUACUUUUACAAAACAUUUUGGGGCAGUGCAGUGGGAUAAAAAGAAGGAGCCUAAAGUCCCAGUGUGAUAGAUCUAGCCCCUUCCCUUUAGUGGGCGGAGCUAGGCCUGCUGGGGUUGUGAGUGGGAGGGGUUAUGUGGUUGACGCUAAGUUAUAGAGUUAUGAUGAUAAGACAUCCGAUUGAUGAUAAGACAUCCAAACUGAUUUUAUUGAUAAUUCACUAUCGAUCAACAACGACUACAGAUAUGUCCAGGUUAUUUUAAGCUACAAGCUAGUUGGAGUGUUAACAUUGCAGCUUUAUCUGCUGUAGUUCAGUGAACAUUCCAUCGAAUAAGUAAGAAGGAGAGAAAACUUGUGUGUGUGUGUGUAUGUGUGUGUGUGUGUGUGUGUGUGUGUGUGUGUGUGUGUGUGUGUCUGUCUGUCUGUCUGUCUGUCUGUCUGUCUGUCUGUCUGUCUGUCUGUCUGUCUGUCUGUCUGUCUGUCUGUCUGUCUGUCUGUCUGUCUGUCUGUCUGUCUGUCCGUCUGCGUAUUUAUGU
Messenger RNA from Gadus chalcogrammus (walleye pollock), 8160 nucleotides. RefSeq names its product misshapen-like kinase 1. Gene Ontology annotation, biological process: protein phosphorylation. Lineage: Eukaryota; Metazoa; Chordata; Actinopteri; Gadiformes; Gadidae. The record is from RefSeq and is a predicted model, not a curated record. Bases 188 to 4033 code for a protein of 1281 amino acids. Gene Ontology annotation, molecular function: protein kinase activity; ATP binding. The transcript has 32 exons.